Molecule: messenger RNA, 4741 nt
Organism: Myxocyprinus asiaticus (Chinese sucker)
Lineage: Eukaryota; Metazoa; Chordata; Actinopteri; Cypriniformes; Catostomidae
Gene: wnt7ba
Product: wingless-type MMTV integration site family, member 7Ba
Exons: 4
Coding region: 2282-3343 (353 amino acids)
Biological process (GO): neuron differentiation; cell fate commitment; multicellular organism development
Cellular component (GO): extracellular region
Molecular function (GO): cytokine activity; frizzled binding
Source: RefSeq, a predicted model, not a curated record
AAUAAUUUUGACACUUGACAAUGAACACACUACAAAGCUACAGCAUGAUCCAAUAUAAUGCAAGCAAAUAGAUGAAGACACAACACACACACAUUAUGUGAAUGACAUAGUUGACUGCAUGCUUUGCAUUCAUUAAUUAAUAAUAUAAAAAUAGAUGUCCACAUUUGAUUUUUUAGGCUCUUCUCUGACCGCCAGCUCCCGCACACAAUUUAUGGACAUACCAUCCACUACCACCUUCAAUUUGGAAAUGUAAUCCCGCGCCACAAGAAAUCUGAUCAGGUCCUGCGGGAGUUCCAAGGGAAUGCAGACCUCUACUGUACAUCUUGUCAUUGCAGUCUCUAGGCACGAUCAUGAUUUCAUGCUCGGAUAUAUAUCCUAUUUCUUGACACAUGCGCAGAGCGCUAGAUGGAGCUAGAAAGUGUAAUCGUGCUUGAAAUCAUGACCGCCAAGUAGACUGCUGAUGUCAAGAUUUAUAGUCAUAAAGAGUUAUAUUUUAAUCUGUUCUCACCCAAAACUGAUUGGAUCGCUUCAGAAGACAUAUAUUAAACCACUGGAGUUUUAUGGAUUAUCUUUAUGCUGCCUUUAUGCACUUUUUGGAGCUUAAAUAUUUGGUCACCAUUAGCUUGCAUUGUAUAGACAAAAAGACAUCAUAUCUCCAUUAAAAUCUUAGUUUAUGUUUCGUGGAAGUAAGGCAGUCAUACGAGUUUGAGAUGAAAAAAGUGAGUAAAUGGUGAGAGAAUGAUCAUGUUUGUGUGAACUGUUCCUUUAAACCUGGCUGGUCACUUCUACUGGCUAGCUAAAAGCAUUAUCGAUUAAACAACUAUGAUAACGAUCAGAUUGGAGAUUAAAAUUCUACACAUUUUUGCCCCGUUUUAUAUAAACACUAAAAACAGAGAUUAAAAUUAUCUGCCAUGUGAAUUUUUACUUUUGCUACUGUCAAAUGAGCUUUAGGUGAUAUCCUCCAAGGUUUUUUGAAUUUUGGCGCAAUGUUUUUCUCUAAACAGUAUUGAUAUGGCAACUAGUAAACAAAUUAAGUUUCGUCUGUGUGAAACUUUUAAACCAUGUGUGUUACAACCAACUAGCCCAGCUAGAGUUGCCACCCGUCCAGUAAAAUACGGUAUCGUCCCGUAUUUAAAGAUAAAAUGAUGCGUCCCGUAUUAAAUCAAUACUGUAAAUCAAUUGCCCCGUAUUUAAGCUUAUCAGAUAGCGUCACGGUGAAAUCGUUCCAGAUCGCCAAUUUAACACUGAUAUAAUUUGGAAAAUGUGCCUACGGUGGGUAAGGGACCAUCUGAAAAGUCCACAUAUCGUGCUAAAACGUGCUAAUACGGGUGUGGUAAGGGACCGUCUAAAAAGUCCACAAACGGUGGUAAAACGGUGGAGUUUUUUCUAUAUAAAUGUUCAAUAAGAUCAAACAAUGUAUGAAUACAAUCAUAAAGACAAGUACAGGUGAAGGAAAAUAAAUAAAUAAAUAUGAUAAAAAAUAAAUAAAUUAAAAAAUAUGUAUAAACCAUCCAAAAUGUAUACAUAAAUAAGAUAAAGAAGACAAAUAGUCGAAAAAAUAAAUAAAUAUAUUUUUAACAUAUAAAUGAUGUAUUUUAUUUUUAUAAGUAAAGUUCUCAUUUUAGCAUAUAAGAAAGAAUAUACAAUUGUUAUUAAUAAUACAUAUUAACUCAACGCAUUUAUUGCUAAAACUGUGGUGUUUAAGUGUCCCUUAUUUUAAACAUUUAAAAGUGGCAAGCCCAGCUCUCCUCCCCUGUUGGACAUUGUUAGCAGAGAAAUUAAAUAAACUAUGACUGUAAAAAAUAUGAUAAUAAUAAUUAAAAAAAAUGUAAAUAAUAAUUAACCAGACUUCACUUUCUAGACGUCUACGGGGUGAAGAAACACCCAUAAAUAACAGUAUCAAAUCAGGUUGUUGAGUAAUGUCAAUUUUUCACCAUCUCUCCAACAGUACACGCAAUAUAACACAAAAAGGCGGAGAUGUCACUCAUCCGUACACAUAAAGGUGGGCGGACUAGGGUGUCCCCCCCACCCCUGCUGCAAAUGGCAAAGCACCGACACAUGACCCGAAAUCACUAAAAUCACUCGUUCAUCCCGCGGCGGGGAGCAGACUCCGAAUCAGCCCGUAUCGCGCAGGAGAUGACGGAUCGUGUCUCCGCAGCUCACGCACGGUCCGCGGUGCGACGAGCAACAGCGUGAAUAACGUCACGACGAAACUUCAGAACGCAGAGGGAAUUUUUUACUCGUUCAUUCGCUUUCUCUCUGCGCUCUCUUCAAUGUCACCAUGCGCAGCAUCUCAUCCUGCGGUCCACUGCUGUCAGUCUACUACCCCCAGAUCUUCCUCAUCCUCACCAGCGGCAGCUACCUGGCUUUGUCUUCGGUCGUGGCUUUGGGUGCGAACAUCAUCUGCAACAAGAUCCCUGGCCUGGCCCCCCGACAGCGUGCCAUCUGCCAGAGCCGCCCAGAUGCCAUCAUCAUCAUCGGGGAGGGCGCUCAGCUGGGCAUCAACGAGUGCCAGUAUCAGUUUCGCUACGGACGCUGGAACUGCUCUGCCCUUGGCGAGAGGACCGUCUUUGGGCAAGAGCUGAGAGUAGGUAGCAAGGAGGCUGCAUUUACCUAUGCCAUCACUGCAGCAGGUGUUGCCCACGCUGUGACAGCAGCCUGUAGUCAGGGCAAUCUGAGCCACUGCGGCUGUGACAGAGAAAAGCAGGGCUACCAUGACCAGGAUCUGGGCUGGAAAUGGGGUGGCUGCUCAGCAGACAUCAAGUAUGGCAUGGAGUUCUCCAGACGCUUCGUGGAUGCCCGAGAGAUUAAAAAAAAUGCAAGGAGACUAAUGAACCUGCACAACAACGAAGCAGGCAGAAAGGUUCUAGAAGAAAGGAUGAAGCUGGAAUGUAAAUGUCACGGUGUCUCCGGCUCAUGCACCACAAAGACAUGCUGGACAACUCUGCCGAAAUUCAGAGAGAUAGGCUAUGUGCUGAAGGAGCGUUACACCGCUGCGGUUGAAGUGGAGGCCGUGCGGGCUACACGUUUUCGCCAGCCCUCCUUUCUGCGUCUCAAGCAGUCCCGUGGAUACAUAAAGCCCACCGACACAGACUUGGUCUACUUGGAGCGGUCGCCCAACUACUGCGAGGAAGACACUGCGACAGGGAGCGCAGGAACAAGAGGGCGUUUCUGCAACCACACGUCCCCACACACGGACGGUUGCAACCUCAUGUGCUGCGGCCGGGGUCACAACACUCAUCAGUACACAAGGGUGUGGCAAUGCAACUGCAAGUUCCAGUGGUGCUGCUUCGUCAAAUGCAACACCUGCAGUGAAAAGACAGAGGUGUUCACGUGUAAAUGAGGAAGAUGACAAGUUGAAAUUAAAAGAUAGAAAGGCAUGAAGCCAAUGGGGAGAGACUAAGAAGUGUUGAAUGGUGUUGAAUCUCAUUCGACAUGGCUUUGUUUUGCACAUCAGGCAGUCUUCAUUCGAGAAUGGUAGGAGGGUGUUGCCAAGGGAGACGGGUAUAAAUAAUGAAGAUGCCGGAACUUUAUAGAGGCAAGUGCACUGACCUCUUAGUAUGUGAUUUCAAGCAAAUAUACGGACACUACUAGUGCAAGGCUUGCAUAGUCCCUAGAAUCUCAAAGACUUAAGGAGGGUCAGUUAAGGCCUUGACACUGACUCAAACUCCUAUUGGACAGAUUUAACUGACAAUGUGAAUUUUUUGAGUUUAGAGACAGCUGCUUACAAAGACACAUAAAAAGUUGUUGCAAAAUGUCCCACCAGCUGAACCCCUAUGGGUGUUCAAGAGGAAAGACAUGGUGAAACUCUGGAAAUGCUGGAAAGUUGAAAAUGUUUGGUCACACUGUAUCUAUUUGAACACUGAAAAGGACAGGCUUUUUUCUUCACUUAAAAGAAAAAAAGGCCUGAACACUUUCCAUACAUGUAAUGGUAUAAAGAGGAGCGACAGAGCACAAUCUCUUUAUAACUUCUAAUGUCAUUGCUACUGAUGUGUUGCUUCCAAAUUUUCGACCCAAAACAAUACAGCAUAUUGCAUAUGCAAAACAAGUGCUUCUUUUCCAAUACAUUCUUUUGCAGUUUCUCGUUAGAAAAGUGGUCUGCAAAAUUCUCAAAAGUAAAUCAAGUGAGAAACCAUCAUUUUUGGUGAAUAUGUUGUCAAUUGCUGCACUGAUGGUUGGGGUGUGUACUGUUGUGUGCUGUCUGCUUUAUAGAGACACAAAGUUUGUGGUCUUAAGUUUUCUUAGUCAUAUCCAGACUUAGCCAUGGUAUGCUGCAUUGUUUUGUCUAUAACAUUGUUUUGUGUUUGAGAGAGUCUAAAUAUGUGACCAACCACAGUUUGGAGUGACCAAACCAUGCACAUUGCAUUCCCGUGAAUGCCACAGACAUGGGAUUCCACAUCACCGGUCCAGCAUGCAUCAAGUUAUAUUUCACCGGAGCCGAUGGAAUUCACUUAACCAUACAACUGGGGUUUGGAAUGGUAGAAGAAUAUUGGAGCUAUUAGCUACUUUUUAUCUAAAUUGUUUAUACAAGCUAUAUGGUGGACAGAUUUGUUAAAGUAUAUUUUUAUAUGUAGAGAUUAUGGCACUUUAUGUCAAGUAUAUUCAGAAAGAACAGAGUAAUUACUGAUAUUAUUUUCCUUGUUAUUAUUGUCUUAGAGUUUAAUCAUAGAGCUACAAAUUGUGUUCCAUCUUUGUCCCAAUUUAAUGAGGUUCAAUUUGUUUUUAUGUUGUUGUUGUUUUG